AUGGUUAUGCACGGAGGAUGUUUAGCCAGAAAAGCCACGAUUACUUAUAAUGUGAGUUCCAUAGCAAGAAUCAAUGAUAUAUUUUCUAACACCGAGUUCAACGGAUUAAAAGGAUAUAGUUUUGUUGUUAAAGAGUUAUUUUCUACGGAAUCAUGGAACAAUUUUUGCUUAGCACAUUUGUAUACUUAUUUACCUUUUGGAGAUAUGCUGGGAUUAGGUCAUAUUGGAGAUAGAGAAAUUUGCGAAAAUGUGGGAAUAACUACAAUGAAAUCUAAAACAGGAUUACUACCAACCAUUCAGUCCGAUCUCGUUACUGCUCAUGUUGUAAACGUUGGAGCAAACGCCGAAUUGAUGGCACUACUUUUAACGAUAUCAACAGAAAUAAAACAGACGAGAGAUCAAAUUGAUGCCAAAAUUGAACAACGGUCGGCCGCGAUUGAUGCAAAAGUCGAACAACAAUCAGCAAAAAUAAAACAGACGAGAGACCAAAUUGAUGCAGAAAUUGAACAACAAUCAGCAAAAAUAAAACAGCAGUCAAUAGAAAUAAAACAAACGAAAGAUCAAAUUUGUUCUAAAAUUGAGCAACAAUUGAAAGAACUCAGAGAACUAUUCGAUGCCAAAACUGAACAGCAAUCGGCCGUAAUUAACCUAAAAAUAGAAAACCAGAUUAUACGAAUGGAAAACAUCACGUCAAAAACUGAACAGAAAUUGUGGUAG
Molecule: messenger RNA, 717 nt
Organism: Helobdella robusta
Lineage: Eukaryota; Metazoa; Annelida; Clitellata; Rhynchobdellida; Glossiphoniidae
Exons: 5
Coding region: 1-717 (238 amino acids)
Molecular function (GO): metallopeptidase activity
Source: RefSeq, a predicted model, not a curated record